This is a messenger RNA of Sinocyclocheilus anshuiensis, 3362 nucleotides long. It is a transcript of the gene rps6ka4, whose product is annotated as ribosomal protein S6 kinase, polypeptide 4. The record is from RefSeq and is a predicted model, not a curated record. Gene Ontology annotation, molecular function: magnesium ion binding; protein serine/threonine kinase activity; ATP binding. Lineage: Eukaryota; Metazoa; Chordata; Actinopteri; Cypriniformes; Cyprinidae. The coding region runs from base 578 to 2926 and encodes 782 amino acids. The transcript is spliced from 18 exons. Gene Ontology annotation, biological process: protein phosphorylation; intracellular signal transduction.
CGAUUCAAAGCGACGAUUGGUUCGCGAUUCGAACAGCACUACUUCGGGCUUCCGUAGCCGAAAUGAUCCUUACUACACUUUCUUCCAGGCGUUUGUCGUUCAAUUCAUUUCCUUUCCCAAACAAACGCAUAUUUUAAGGCGAGCCGGGCGUAACUACACCCGGAAGAAAGGAGCAAAGGAGUAGAACACGGCCGUUCAGCUUGAGUGGAUCCGCUGCUAGGGACAUCGUGAACGGUCAUGGAUGAUAGCUAGCACGGACGAGCGAAUAUCGCUGUGUUUGGAGUGUGUUUGUGCUAAAACAGCGCUAACGUGAUGCGAACAGCUCAGCACAAUUGUGUCGAAGUUGGAAAUACGGAAAUAACAGCCACCCAUGGCCCACACGAUCAUCAGUUAACUGGAAGCACCGAGGUUUAGAACGAUAUUAAAGUAUGCGGCUGUCAGAAGCGGUUCAUAUUUAGGGCGUGCGUCCACAGCAGGAUGUCCGAGGGAUUUGUGAGCUGAGAUUAAAACACAGACAUGCAUAACGAGCAGAAGUCCGCGUGUAGAUGUUAAGUCCUCGGACCGAUCAAAGCUCGUGAUGUCCGGCGAAAGCAGCGGCGAGGACUCGGACCGACACCUCGAGCGCACCGUCAAACACCAGAUCACCAGCGCAAACCUCACGGGAUACACUGAGAAAGUCGGCAUGGAGAACUUCGAGCUUCUGAAAGUGCUGGGCACUGGAGCUUACGGGAAAGUGUUCCUGGUCAGAAAAAUCAGCGGACAUGAUAAAGGCAAACUCUAUGCCAUGAAGGUUUUGAAGAAAGCAGCCAUCGUUCAGAAGGCAAAGACGGCUGAGCACACUAGAACAGAGCGGCAGGUAUUGGAACACAUCCGCCAGUCUCCCUUCCUGGUCACCCUUCACUACGCCUUUCAGACGCAAACCAAACUGCAUCUCAUACUAGACUAUGUGAGCGGAGGAGAGAUGUUUACUCACCUGUACCAGAGAGACCACUUCUCCGAGGAUGAGGUCAGGAUCUACGUGGGAGAAAUCAUUCUGGCCCUGGAGCACCUGCACAAGCUUGGCAUCGUGUACCGGGACAUUAAGCUGGAGAACAUCUUAUUGGACAGUGAUGGUCAUGUGGUUCUGACAGACUUUGGGCUGAGUAAGGAGUUUCUGGAAGAGGAGAAAGAGAGGACGUACUCAUUCUGUGGCACUAUAGAGUACAUGGCUCCAGAGAUCAUCCGAGGGAAAGCUGGCCAUGGCAAGGUGGUGGACUGGUGGAGUUUGGGGAUUCUGAUGUUUGAGCUGCUGACGGGAGCGUCUCCGUUCACUCUGGAGGGAGAGAGAAAUUCCCAGAGCGAGGUGUCCAAACGCAUCCUGCGCUGUGAGCCUCCAUUCCCCUCCAUCAUCGGACGCUUGGCUCAGGAUCUCCUGCGAAGGUUACUGGUGAAAGACCCCCAUAAGAGGCUGGGCUCUGGACCCCGAGGAGCCGAGGAGAUCAAGUCUCAUGCUUUCUUCAGGGGUCUAAACUGGUCCGACUUGGCAGAGAAAAAGGUUCAGAGUCCAUUCCGACCUGAGCUACGUAAUGAGUUGGAUGUGGGUAACUUUGCGGAGGAGUUUACAGGAAUGGAGCCGGUUUAUUCCCCUGCCAGCACUCCGCCCAGUACAGACCGUCUGUUUCAGGGCUACUCUUUUGUGGCUCCUUCUAUCUUGUUCAAUAAGAACGUGGUGAUGGCGGAUGUUCUGGACACUCAUGUGAAUGUUGACAGGCCCGGUUCUGCUACAGUCCAGCGCAGUGCUAUGCUAAAGGAAUCUCAGUUCUUCCAGCACUAUGAGCUGUGCCUGCAGGGGGCUCCACUGGGCGAGGGGAGCUUCUCUAUCUGCAGAAAGUGCAGACACAGGCAGAGCGGACAGGAGUACGCUGUAAAAAUCAUCAGCAGAAGGAUGGAGGCCAUGACUCAGAAAGAGAUCGCAGCACUACGCCAGUGUGAAUCUCACCCCAACAUCGUCACGCUCCACGAGGUCUAUACCGAUCAGUAUCAUACGUAUCUGGUCAUGGAGCUGUUGCGUGGUGGAGAGCUGUUGGAGCGAAUAAGGAAGAAGAAGGUGUUUGCAGAAUGGGAGGCCAGUCAGCUGAUGAAGAGCCUGGUGUCUGCGGUCAGCUUCAUGCAUGAGGCCGGAGUCGUGCACCGAGACCUCAAACCUGAGAACGUGCUGUUUGCUGACGAGGCGGAUGACUCGGUGUUGAAGGUGAUUGAUCUGGGGUUCGCGCGGUUGUUUCCGAGCGGCAGUGCGCCCCUGCAGACCCCCUGCUUCACCCUGCAGUACGCCGCGCCGGAGCUCUUCCACAGCUCGGGAUACGACCAGGCCUGCGACCUCUGGAGCCUCGGGGUCAUUCUGUACACCAUGCUCUCUGGCCAAGUUCCGUUCCAGAGUGAGAAAAAAGGAAUGACAUCAUCGCACGCAGCUGACAUCAUGCACAAGAUCAAAGAGGGAGAUUUCUCAUUGGACGGGGAAGCCUGGAGGGGCGUGUCUGAAGAGGCCAAAGAUUUAGUGAGAGGUCUGUUAACCGUAGAUCCUGAGCGCCGGCUGAAGCUCUCGGCUCUGAAGGAGAACGCCUGGCUUCAGGGCGGUGGUGUCAUGUCCUCCACCCCUCUAUGCACCCCUGAUGUCCUGGAGUCCACCGGCCCCACCGUCAGGACCUAUGUCAAUGCCACCUACAAGGCAUUUAACCGGGGGAAGCGCGAGGGGUUUUUCCUCAAAAGCGUCGACAAUGCACCGCUAGCGAAACGCCGCAAGAUGAAGAUGUCCAGUACUGGUGUGGAGACCAGACGCAGCUCCUCCUCCUCCUCCUCCUCAUCCUCCUCUUCCUCAUCCGCUUCCCAUUCAGAGACGCAGAAUCGCCAGUCUGUGAAGCCCCACGAGGAGCCCAAACUGUCCGACUGAGAGAACGCAUUACAGAAGCAUCACGGACCGCGCAACAAAUUCAGCAUUUACUGAAGUCUCUCAACAGGAUCAACAGUCUGUCUGUGUGCUUUCAAGUCGUUUUUAAACACCGUGCCAAGGAAGUGAUCGACAUCAUAACAGAGACUCCUUAGAAAGCCAUAUGUGAGCGUUAGAGUGCACUUCUAUUUUAAUGAUCCACGGAGCCAAGCUUUAUGUGAAACCUGUACAUAUCACUACUUUCAGAGCUUUUCUCGAUGUUUGCAUGGCUAUGGUGUUUUGAAUGUUUUACAUUUUUUAAAAGUUGAAGUCAGACCACACAGAGUCGUCACAAUGCAGAAACUGAUCCUAUUCACACUUUUGAGUCAAUCUCGCAAAGAAAUGUCAAUGAUAUUUUAUAUUUAUGACCCUAGAGCACAAAACCAGUCAUAAGGGUACA